AUGACCAAAGCAGGUUACACUCCAAAUAGUGAUACCCUAUGCGUUUUUUUCCUCCAAAGAAAGGCCACUAUUUCUUUUACUAGUUCAAUUUCAGAUUGGGCAGAUUUCACUGCUCUUGAAGGAUUUGACGAUCAAGAUCCAACGACUAUUAGUCAAAAUCAAGCAUACACACUAACAGUUGAUGCAAAACCGAUCAUACUAAAAUUUCAAUGCGCAUCGGGUGAUGAACUUCGUGUUACAAUUACCAAUGUACAAGGUGGUGGACGAUACGAAGGAUUUGGCUCAACCAAUAUCAAUCCUACUCCACCAGAACCAGAAAAUACUCCUACCGAAGUUCCAACUCCUUCUCCAGCAACUCCAACACCCGCCACUCCAACUCCAGCAACUCCCACUCCAGCUACUCCAACUCCAGCAACCCCAACACCGGCUACUCCAACACCGGCUACACCAACUCCAGCAACUCCAACUCCAGCCACUCCAACACCAGCCACUCCAACUCCAGCAACUCCAACUCCAGCUACACCAACUCCAGCAACACAUACUCCAGCAACUCCUAAUCCAGAGACUCCAAUUCCAGAAACACCAAAUAAUCCCCAAAAAUCGCCUGACACAUAUUCGCCAACACCGGAUGCCACGUGGGAUGGAGAAUAUGACGAUCCACCAAACGUUUUAAUAAGAGGUAACGAUAUACCACAGAUUUUCGAUUCACAUCCGCCAAUACAGACAAAUUAUGUUAAGACACCACCACCAAAAGAAGUCGUGGUAAUCUCGAUCUCUUCGGCAACAAUCAUUGCAAUUGCUGGAAUUUCACUUUCAGUUUUCAAUGCGGUUAGAUCAGCUAAGUUGGUUAAAGAUAUUGUAAAUGGUGUUGAUGUUGAAGGUGAUGAUAACGAUGAUUUUUCUUUCGAAAGUUGGAUUGAUUUAUCUUACUCAAUAUCAGACACAUCUAAUGAUGUUUUUCAUAUAUAA
This is a messenger RNA of Trichomonas vaginalis G3, 969 nucleotides long. RefSeq lists its product as uncharacterized. Lineage: Eukaryota; Parabasalia; Trichomonadida; Trichomonadidae. Bases 1 to 969 code for a protein of 322 amino acids. The record is from RefSeq and is a predicted model, not a curated record. The transcript has a single exon.